Molecule: messenger RNA, 1515 nt
Organism: Entamoeba dispar SAW760
Lineage: Eukaryota; Evosea; Mastigamoebida; Endamoebidae
Exons: 1
Coding region: 1-1515 (504 amino acids)
Source: RefSeq, a predicted model, not a curated record
AUGUAUUCAAUUUUAAGAGGAUAUGAAAGUUCUAAAGAAACAAUUAUUGCAAUGGCAAAAAUUCUUGUAAAAGAAUAUCCAAUAAAGUCACAUAAAUUAUUAGAAACGUUUAAUAUAUUUAAUUAUUCUAUUUAUCGAUAUAUUUUUAUUCACCAUAAACUUUCAAUUAAAGAAUAUGAUUUAAUAUUAGAAUCUAUUGAAAAACAUUCUGAAGAAAAUAUUCAAAUUGCAGAUUUAAUUGUAUCAAUUUAUAUUAUUAAAGAUUAUUAUUAUGGAAUUACUUCUGAUUCAUCAUUUAUUAAAUAUUUAAAUCAAAAAGUAUUAUAUAAUAGAACAAAAGCAAUGACUAAAUUAGUUGAACAUCCUAAACUAUUUUGGAGAUAUAUUUUAGAAUUAUUAUUAUUAUGUGAAUUAAAAGUUGUUAAAGUUUAUUGUAAAACAAUAAGGACUUUAUCAAUGAAUAUUGUAGAACCACAAUUAUUUAUUUCAUCUUUAAUUAAAAAUGUUCCUAAAUCAAUUUUUGAAAUUUUAAAUACACCUCCUUUAUAUGAUAGUUUAACUAUUCUUCAAAAAUUUGAUAUGUUAUGUAAAGCAAUUAAAUUAUCUCCUAAUCUUUCUCAUAUUAUUCAAUUAGAAUCUUUAUUGUUUCAGCUUAAACCUCAACAGUUAGAUUGUUUAACUCAACUUAUUAAACCAAAAACAUUAACUUUUAGUUGUAUUUGUAUGAUUAAUGACUACGCUAAAUAUGAUUUAUAUGAUUUAUAUGUUAAGGCAGUUUUAUUACAAGAAUUACCUUUAAUAUCUGGUGAUGUUGAUAAAAUUAUCGCUUUAAUAAAAGGUUUUGAUAAUCCUUUAUUUGAUUUCUCUAGAACUUAUCAAUUUUUAGAAUUAAAUAAUUUUAUAUUAGAAUCUGCUAUUUUACUUUAUCUUUAUAAACAGUAUGAAACUACAUUAGAAUAUCUUUUUAAUAAAUUAGAAAAUUCCCCAAAUAAAGAAGAUAUUGAAAUAUUUAUUUUAAAAUAUAUUAUUGGAAAAAUACCUGAAAAUGAUUUACUUUCAAUUAUUAACAAUAAUAAUUAUAUUAAUUCUGUAUUAUUAAAUUUAAUAUUAAAUAAAAAUGAAUUCGUUAGUUAUUUUACUCCAACUAUUAUUACUCAAUUAGAACUUAAUUAUAUUAGAACUACUUCUUCUAAACUACCUAACAAACAAAAAUGUUUAGAAAAAAUUAUUCUUUCAGUUGAUGGAACAGCUCAAAGAUUAAUAACAACUGCCAAAGUACCUUCAGAAAUUAUAAUUUUUUGUCCAAAGAAACAUAAAUUUACUAUUCGUUCAUUAAAACAGAAAGCAAAAAUUACAACAAAAAUAGAUCCAAAUAAUAAUGUUAUUAAAGAAAUGAAUAAAUUAAUUAAUUCAUUUUCACUAGAAAAUGAAUCUUCAAAUAAUAAAUUGAUUUGUCCAUUAUGUGUUAAAUCAAUUCUUGAACCAAAUAAAUUAGAAAAAGAUGAAGAGAAAUAA